UAGAUACAUUAGUAUCUUCGAAGUCUUUCUGUAUAACGGACGUGUCUAAACCAAGCGCUAUACCGAUUGAGGUACCAAACAAAAGUUAAUUUCAUACAGCCUCACCCAUAGACUACGACGGAUAGAACACAGUGAAUAGAAAAUACAAAAAAAAAUCUCUUUCUAUCUCAACAUCGAUUCUGUAUACAUAUAAAUCUACCUACUUACAUACCAAAAAGAUUGCUCACUUUUUGCACUUUCGUUUCCAAUCAUCAGAGCGUCAUCGACCACCAACUCUAUAGACCUUAGGUAAAUGCCACUUGCACAGAUCUAAAGUUCAUCCUAGACCCACAGAUUUAUCUCUUUUUUUUUCUUGUCUACUUUGCAAAAAUUCGAUUCGAUUUUUGUUUUGUAUAUACCCGCUAACCUUCCCCUGAUCGCACUCUAUACGAUCAUUCGGUUUCUUCAUUCGUAAAUAAAUAUACAAAAUUCGCAUGCGCAACAUGGAAGUCGUGAUCCAUUAAAAGUGAACUAAAAAAAAAAAUUAAAGAAGAAAAAAUAAAAUGCCAAAGUGUUACACGGCUCAGUUUACUAUAUGACCGCAAUUUUAUAAAGAAAAUUACAAAGAAGAAGAAAAUGUUUAUAUACAUAAAUUCUCAACGUAACUAGAUCAGUUUUUAGAAAAAAAUCAUAGAAAAGAAUAAAGAAAAAAAAGAUUUAUUCUUUCCGUGUGAAAAAUUUGUUGUUGACAAGUACAAAAUAAAAAAAAGUUCUCGUGUAAACAUAAAUCCCCCUGGUUUCUUUCAUAAAUUACCGCUAUUUUUUGGUACUUUUUUCUUGGAAUUCAAUCAUAAAAAGAGCUUAAUGCAAAUAUGGGAACCAAGAUCGAAUACGUUGAUACGUCACAAUUGUAUGCGACAAAAUAUAUAAGAAAUUCUAAAGCAAUAGCAGUAUUGUGGGCGAUUUUUACAAUUUGUUAUGCAAUAAUUGGUAUUGUGGCAUUUGUAACGCCCGAAUGGGUUGGUGACCCAGAUAAUGAGAGUGCUGGUCGAUUGGGAUUGUGGCAAGUUUGUCAAAGAGAAGAGAUUUUCAAUAAUUGCCAGAGAAGAUGGGAAGAUAUAAUUGCAGUUCCGGCGUUUUCUUUUCAAUUGGCAACAAUAUUUAUGGGAGUAUCAGUGAUCACAGCACUUUUGACAAUUUGCUUUUUAGUUUUUAUGAUUUUUAUGAAAUCAACGAGAGUAUUUCACAUUUGCGGAUGGAUGCAGAUACUGUCAGCUAUUUGCAUGAUUGUUGGUUGUGUAGCAUUCCCAUUUGGAUGGAACUCAGAUGAAUUCAGAAAAAUCUGUGGUCCCGAAGCAAAUCGCUUCGAACUAGGACUUUGUGGAAUAAGAUGGGCUUAUCCACUUGCAAUAAUUGGUUGUAUUGAUGGCCUCGUAUUAUCAACACUUGCAUUUAUUUUAGCCACACGUCAUGUGCGACUUCAACCGGAUCCACUGUAUCAAAAUUCACUCUACAAAGGCGAAAUCAACAAUGCCUACAUAACCGAUGCCGUUAGUUUAGCCGGUUCACGUAAAUCUUUGAAUCUUCAACCGAUUCUUUUAGUUGCUCCACCACACCACAUGAACAAUGGCGACGAUUCCAUUUCUCAAUUUUCUAGCAGAACUCCGAACCAUCGGUACAAUAGACCUGAUUAUCAUAAUUCAAUGCAUCAAUUCUGAUAGAUGGCGUUGUAUGAAAAUAACAAAACAACGCCCCACAAAUUAUUUUGUAUUGUGGUUUGAAUCUCGCAUAAGCAUUUAAAUUUUUAAUAACAAAAAAAAAGAAAAAAAAAACGAAACUCACAAUGAUUUUGUUAGGCGUUGUUGUUGCGAGUUGUGAAUUCAUUUUUGAAUUUAAAAUCCUUAUGCAACGUUUUAAAUUUUUUAAUUUUAUUUUUAUUUUGCAAUAUAAAAUUUAUUCCUCCUAUAAAAUAUAAAAAAA
Molecule: messenger RNA, 1959 nt
Organism: Episyrphus balteatus (marmalade hoverfly)
Lineage: Eukaryota; Metazoa; Arthropoda; Insecta; Diptera; Syrphidae
Gene: Tmhs
Product: LHFPL tetraspan subfamily member 3 protein
Exons: 7
Coding region: 852-1697 (281 amino acids)
Biological process (GO): sensory perception of sound
Cellular component (GO): plasma membrane
Source: RefSeq, a predicted model, not a curated record